This is a messenger RNA of Pseudopodoces humilis (Tibetan ground-tit), 3659 nucleotides long. It is a transcript of the gene ZBED1, whose product is annotated as zinc finger BED-type containing 1. The record is from RefSeq and is a predicted model, not a curated record. Lineage: Eukaryota; Metazoa; Chordata; Aves; Passeriformes; Paridae. Gene Ontology annotation, molecular function: DNA binding; protein dimerization activity. Gene Ontology annotation, cellular component: nucleus. Gene Ontology annotation, biological process: regulation of transcription by RNA polymerase II.
GUGGCCUCGGGAGGCGGCGUGGGGGCUCCGUGGGCCGGGGGUCCCCGCUUCUCCUCUUCCUCUCUUUGGCUCUCUGACAGUGUCUCCUGAGACCUCGGCUCAGAGCCGCGCGGGCGCUCCCUCCCUCAGCCCAGGUACUCAUUAAUGAGUGAAGGAUCAAAAGGUGGGACGGUGGCCAAGAAGCAAUGGAGAAUAAAAGUUUAGAAGGUUCCCCAUCUGACCUAAAGUUAGUGGCUCAUCCGAGAGCAAAGAGUAAAGUGUGGAAGUACUUUGGGUUUGAUACCAAUGCAGAAGGAUGCAUAUUACAGUGGAAGAAGAUCUACUGCCGUAUUUGUAUGGCACAGAUUGCCUAUUCAGGAAACACGUCCAACCUUUCCUACCACCUUGAGAAAAAUCACCCCGAUGAAUUCUGUGAGUUUGUGAAAAGUAACACUGAGCAAAUGAGGGAAGCCUUUGCCACAGCAUUUUCAAAAAUCAAGCCGGAGUCAUCACAGCAGGUUGUUCAAGAUAGCCUCAUUAUGAAGACCUACCAGAACUAUGAAAACAAAAAACAUCAGGAAUUAACAUCUGCAGUCAUCAGCUUGAUUUGCGAGGGCAUGUAUCCAGCCUCCAUCGUUGAUGAACCUACCUUCAAGGCCCUCUUGAGAACAGCGGACCCCAGGUAUGAACUUCCGAGCCGGAAGUACUUCUGUACAAAAGCGAUUCCUGAAAAGUACAGUGCUAUUAGAGAAAUUGUGCUGAAGGAGCUGACUGAGGUUCUGUGGUGUGGCAUAUCCACAGACAUGUGGAGGAGUGAAAACCAGAACAGGUCGUAUGUAACUGUGGCAGUUCACUUUCUCAGCAGCAGUCCUGCCAACUGCCUGGCUGUGAACUCGCGGUGUUUGAAAACUUUUGAAGUACCAGAGGAUAACACUGCAGAGACCAUUACACGAGUCCUUUAUGAAACAUUUAUUGAGUGGGGGAUCAAUACAAAAGUGUUUGGUGCUACAACAGAUUACAGUAAAGACAUUGUAAAAGCUUGCUCUCUCCUAGAUAUUCCCGUACAGAUGCCUUGUUUGGGCCACACUUUCAAUGCAGGAAUACAACAAGCUUUUCAGCUCCCCAAACUCUGCAACCUUCUUGCCAGGUGCCGAAAGCUGGUGGAGUAUUUUCAGCAGUCUACGGUUGCAAUGUACAUGCUGAGUGAAAAGCAGAAGCAGCAGAAUAUUCUCCACUGCAUGCUGGUAAGUGACCGUGUUUCCUGGUGGGGAAGCACGCUCGCUAUGCUGCAGCGCCUCAAGGAGCAGCAGUUUGUCAUUGCGGCUGUUCUCGUGGAGGACAGCAACAACCACCACCUCAUGCUGGAAUCCAGUGAGUGGAAUACAAUCGAAGGGCUUGUGGAGCUGCUCCAGCCUUUCAAGCAGGUUGCAGAGAUGAUGUCUGCUUCCAAAUACCCGACGAUAAGCAUGGUGAAACCACUUCUCCAUAUGCUUCUGAAUACAACUCUGAACAUCAAAGAGAACGAUUUGAAAGAAAUCAGCAUGGCAAAGGAGGUGAUUGCUAAAGAGUUGUCAACCACCUACCAGCACACACCUGAGAUAGACAUGUUUCUCAAUGUUGCAACUUUCUUGGAUCCCCGCUACAAGAAACUGCCUUUUCUUUCAGCCUUUGAGAGGCAGCAGGUGGAAAACAGAGUGGUGGAAGAAGCAAAAAGCCUGCUGGAGAAAGUAAAAGAAAAUAGCUUUAGAACUGAGGAGAAAUUCUUCACUGUUUCAGAAGAGCCCCCUAUGAAAAAAAUCAUCAUCUCCUCUACUCCUCCUCCUACUAGUGUCAUCAACAACAUGCUUGCAGAGAUCUUUUGCCAGACAGGAGGCGUGGAAGACCAGGAGGAAUGGCAUGCUCAAAUCGUUGAGGAGUUGAGCAACUUCAAGUCACAAAAGGUCCUUGGUUUGAAUGAAGACCCGUUGAAGUGGUGGUCUGACAGACUAGCACUGUUUCCAGUUUUACCAAAGGUUCUUCAAAAAUACUGGUGUAUUCUGGCCACGAGGGUCUUCCCUGAACGCCUUUUUGGUUCUUCUGCUAAUGUUGUGAGUGCAAAGAGAAACCGGUUGGCCCCAGCUCAUGUGGAUGAGCAGAUCUUUUUGUAUGAGAACAGUCGCAAUGGGUCUGAGGCAGAACCGGAGGAUGAAGAUGAAGGAGAGUGGGGUUUGGAACAGGAACAGAUUUUUAAUUUAAAUGACUCGGUAAACAUAAACAAUAAUUUCUUUAAUAUUCGAGACAGUGGGUUUGUUUAACAGGACUGCUGCGGUACGUUUAAUGACAAAGAAAAGAGGUAUUUGUCUUAAGUUACCAAAAAUUCUUCUGUUUUAUGCUAUGAAUGCUGUAAAUAUUGAACAGUUGUAACAAACUUGAUUUAGCUUCCAUUGUCUGUGUUUUUCCCACUGUCUUAAAACAUGAAUGACUUGUGAUCAAACAGCACUGAAGUUAAUGAGGAAAUAAAUUCUACAAAGACCGUGGUUUCUGACUGUGGCCCAGAUUUCAGAAAGCACUUAUCCAUGUGCUUCCUUUCCACUUGUUUCAUUAGGAGACAAACACAUGCUUAUGUGCUUUCUAUCAUAAAAUUAUUUUCCUGAGUUAGGACCUUGAGGAAGUUUUUAAAAUUUAUGCCUCCAUUUGUAAAUCCUGUGUGACUCAGGAUAAUAGCUUUAAAUUUUGGAUUUUAAAAUGUUUUUUAAAAUCCAUAGAUCUGAACAGUGAAUAUUUUUAGAAUAUAUUGUUGGUAUGGAAUGAAAAAAAUCUUGAGCCUGAUUUUCACUACCUCAUGUCUUAGGUCUGGUCUAUGCUAGAAAAGUUCAGCCGGUAUAAUUCUGUUGGUUAGGAGACUGAUGUGUUAUUAUUUUAACUGAUACUGUGCUGGCAUAGGCUGUAGUGUGGAUGCAUUUAUACCAGGAUAAUUUAUUUUCCUUUCCAGUGCUGUGUAAAUGGUAUAAACACUUAAACUGGUAUUACUGUGUUCACAUUAGUCCAGUUUUACCAUUUAACUGCAGCUAAAUGGCAAAAUUGGUUUCUUGUUUGUUUUGCUUUGUGUCUAAGCAAGCCCUGAUUGUAGUCUCUUGUGCUUUUGCAAAGUGGGAACCAAGUGUGGGGUUGAGACAGUGUUGUGUUACCUUGACCUUGUGCUGAUGCCAUGUGGUGUGUAGCAGUCAAGGCAUCAGCACUUUGGUUAAGGGAGAGGGGGAAGGAGAGGGCAGGGAGACGUCUACAGGCCACGGGUCUAACGGUUUGUCUGUGUUAUAAAAUCCUUAACCUCUUCAUUUAAUGGGGUCUUUGCCCAGGGUAGCUAGAAUAUUUUGUUGGCAAGAAAAGCAAAAUAAAAAGCUUUAAUAUUAUGUAAAUAUAUUUAAAAGAAGGGGACCCCUCCAUUUUCUCUGAUGUAUUUAGUGAAUCUUUAAAAUUGUUUUUUGUUAUGUUAGCACUUAACAACUUCUUUCACCUGUCUCUUUUCAAUUCAGUUUGUAGAGUGGACUUUGGUCCUUCCCAGUCUAAUGUUUGAGUACUGUUUCCGAUUAGUUGUGUAUUGUAACUGCUCCCUUUGUGUCUCCAAGCAUAAGUUUUUUAAGCCCUUUUGAGAACUUGACAAACAAGGAGAAAGAAAGGAAACCAACCUGAGACACGCCCCC